AUGGAGGGCCAGGGCGUUGGAGGGAGGCCGGGCACUCGGGCUGGCUUGGGCUCCCUGCCUGUGCCCCAUGAGAUUCCCCAAACUGGGGCACCCUCCAAGGUGGACUCGAAUUUCCAACUCUCAGCCAAGCAGACAGCAGCCCUAGCAUCCUCAGAACCCAGGCCGGCCCUGGCACCUGUGGGACCACGAGCAGCCAUGUCACCUUCCUCAGAGACACCACGGCUGGCUCUGGAGUCUCCCCGACCCCCCCUUGCCCCACCGUCUACCCCAGGAGGACAGAAAAUGGCUCCUGCUCCCCACAGCUCCAGUUUAGCCCCAACAUCUGUUGCUCAGCUGGUGAUGCCUGCCUCCACCUCAGGGCCAAAGCUUCCCCCUGUGACCUUGGGAGAAGUGACAUCCCUGGGGCAGCUAGUGAUGUCUGCCUCGGGUGGGUCCAGGCCUCCCCCAGCCACCCUGGGGCCCAGCCCGGCUCCAACUUCCAGAGAACGGAAGCAGGUGUCACCCACCUCCGUGGCACCCAAGCCAGCGCUGGCAGCCUCAGGCCUGAGCCUGGCCGUGGCCUCUCGAGAGCAGCCCCGACAAGUCCCUUCCAAACCUCCUGCAGUGGCCAGCCCAGUGCUGUCCCCUCCCCAGGAGCAGGUCCCAGUUGCAGCUCCUGCUUCCAUGGGGUGGACCGCCACCAGGCCGAGAGAUGCCUCAGCCCCGAGGUCAGCUCCGUCUUUGGAGGGGCGUCUCCAGCCUCCAGCUCAAGCCUCUCCAGACCCCCGCUUCUCGUCCUCCUUCCGAGCCCGGCCUGAAGCCUUCCACAGCAGCCCCGAGGAGCCUACCCUGCCGCGGCCACCCCAGACUUUGCCCUUGGAGAUGGGCCAGGGCCCUCCGGAGCCUACAAGCCGCUCUCCUGGACUUCUGUCCCCCACCUUCCGCCCAGGGAGCCUGUUGGGCCAGAAUGUGCCCCCACCUCUACCUAAGCCACCCCGGUCUCCCAGCCGCUCCCCUAGCCGUUCCCCUAACCGCUCUACAUGUGUCCCCCCAGCCCCUGACACAGCCCUCCCCAGGCCUAGCACCCAGGGGGCAGCAUCUGCCAGGUGCCUGAACCCCAACCUUCAGACCCAAGAGCAGACCUCAGCUCCAGUCACCACCUCCUCUUCUACAGCCAUCCCAUCGUCAUCGCCCUCCUCCUGGUCAGCUCAGCCAACCUGCAAGAGUGACCCUGGAUUCCGGAUCACUGUGGUCACGUGGAACGUGGGCACCGCCAUGCCCCCCGAUGAUGUCACGUCCCUCCUUCACCUGGGCGGUGGUGAUGACAGUGAUGGUGCGGACAUGAUCGCCAUAGGGUUGCAGGAGGUGAACUCCAUGAUCAACAAGAGGCUCAAGGACGCUCUCUUCACUGACCAGUGGAGCGAGCUCUUCAUGGACGCACUGGCACCCUUCAACUUCGUGCUGGUGAGCACCGUGAGGAUGCAGGGCGUCAUCCUGCUGCUGUUCGCUAAGUACUACCACCUGCCCUUCCUGCGGGAUGUGCAGACCGACUGCACGCGCACCGGGCUGGGGGGCUACUGGGGUAACAAGGGCGGUGUGAGUGUGCGCCUGGCAGCCUUCGGCCACAUGCUCUGCUUCCUCAACUGCCACCUGCCUGCUCACAUGGACAAGGCUGAGCAGCGCAAGGACAACUUCCAAACCAUCCUCAGCCUCCAGCAGUUUCAGGGCCCCGGAGCCCACGGCAUUUUGGACCAUGACCUUGUUUUCUGGUUCGGGGACCUGAACUUCCGCAUCGAGAGCUACGACCUGCAUUUUGUCAAGUUUGCCAUUGACAGUGAUCAACUCCAUCAGCUCUGGGAAAAGGACCAGCUCAACAUGGCCAAGAACACCUGGCCCAUCCUGAAGGGCUUCCAGGAGGGACCCCUCAACUUCGCCCCCACCUUCAAGUUCGAUGUGGGCACGAAUAAGUAUGAUACUAGUGCCAAGAAGCGGAAGCCGGCCUGGACGGAUCGAAUCUUGUGGAAGGUGAAAGCUCCAGGUGGGGGUCCAAGCCCCUCGGGACGGGAGAGCCACCGGCUGCAGGUAACCCAGCACAGCUACCGCAGCCACAUGGAGUACACGGUUAGCGACCACAAGCCCGUGGCAGCCCAGUUCGUCCUGCACUUUGCCUACAGGGACGAUAUGCCACUGGUGCGGCUGGAGGUGGCAGACGAGUGGCUGCGGCCAGAACAGGCUGUGGUGCGCUAUCGCAUGGAGACAGUGUUCGCCCGUAGCUCCUGGGACUGGAUCGGCUUGUACCGGGUGGGUUUCCGUCACUGCAAGGACUAUGUGGCUUAUGUAUGGGCCAAGCAUGAAGACGUGAAUGGCAGUGUCUACCAGGUGACAUUCAGCGAGGAAUCGCUGCCCAAGGGCCAUGGGGACUUCAUCCUGGGCUAUUACAGCCACAACCAUAGCAUCCUGAUUGGUGUCACCGAACCCUUCCAGAUCUCGCUGCCUACCUCGGAGUUGGCCAGCAGUAGCAGCAGCAGUAGCAACAGUUCAGGCACCAGCUCAGAAGGCGAGGAUGACAGCACCCUGGAACUGCUUGGCCCCAAAUCCCGCAGCCCCAGUCCCGGCAAAUCCAAGCGACAUCGGAGCCGCAGCCCCGGCCUGGCACGCUUCCCUGGCCUUGCUCUCCGGCCCUCUUCCCGUGAGCGCCGUGGUGCCAGCCGGAGCCCCUCACCCCAGAACCGCCGGCUGCCUUGGGGAGCCCCUGACAGGGGCAAUAGUGGUAGUAGCCGGGGCAGCAGUGAGGAGGGGCCUCCUGGGUUGCCUGGUCCCUGGGCUUUCCCACCAGCUGUGCCUCGCAGCCUGGGCCUGCUUCCAGCCUUGCGCCUGGAGACUGCAGACCCUGGUGGCGGCCGUGGCAGCAGCAGCAGCGGCUCCUGGGAAAAUGAGCGGGAUGCUCCAACUCCUGCCAGCCUGUCUCCCAGCCCCCAUGGCCAACAGAGGCUAGAGGAAGGAGGCCUGGCACCCUGA
Messenger RNA from Ochotona curzoniae (black-lipped pika), 2997 nucleotides. It is a transcript of the gene INPP5J, whose product is annotated as inositol polyphosphate-5-phosphatase J. Gene Ontology annotation, cellular component: cytoplasm; plasma membrane; ruffle. Bases 1 to 2997 code for a protein of 998 amino acids. The transcript is spliced from 13 exons. The record is from RefSeq and is a predicted model, not a curated record. NCBI's taxonomy places the organism in Eukaryota, Metazoa, Chordata, Mammalia, Lagomorpha, Ochotonidae. Gene Ontology annotation, molecular function: phosphatidylinositol-4,5-bisphosphate 5-phosphatase activity; phosphatidylinositol-3,4,5-trisphosphate 5-phosphatase activity. Gene Ontology annotation, biological process: negative regulation of peptidyl-serine phosphorylation; phosphatidylinositol dephosphorylation.